CGGAAGCGACGAGGCCCACUAAGUUGUUCACGGGAUGGUGUGUCUGGGACCUGGCUGGGGCUCCCCACUGCGUCGCCCUGGGUUGAGAGCGAUGUCCAACAUCAGGAAGCAAGUGUUUGUGGAAAAAGUGCUGAAGAAGCUUUUUCCUAAUGUUCCAAAUGGCCAAGAAAAGAAAGCACCAGUGACUCUCACCUCGGAGAAACCACCCGAGAAAGUGACGCCUAAGAAAGCAAAAUCCGAGAGCAUUCAACCUUCUACAGGUGGUGACACUGAGAUGCAGUCUGAAAGACGGCUGUACACAGUAAGUCUGCCUCCUGAGGGAUACAUUCCAUGUUUGCCAGAGUUGAACAGUUGCACAGAAUCUGAAAAGUCCUCCAGUGAUGAUGACACAGAAGAUCUGGAUCUUCAUGAACAACCAAAAAGAAAAAGAACUAGAAAGCAUAAAUCAAAGAAAAAUUUUAAAAAUCACAGUAAUGUCCAUGCAGAACAAUCAGAGUUAGAAAAACAGAAGAGUCUUUUACAAGAAAAAUUACAGCCGCAGCACACAGAUGGCACCACAAUAAGCAAAAAUAAAAAAAGGAAACUGAAAAAGAAACAGCAAAUUAAAAAGAAGAAAGCAGCUGGCUUACUAACAAAAGCCUCUGGCAUCAAUUUCAUGUACCAGCCUGAGGAGAGCAACAGUGAACAGGAAGACGUAAGGGACACUGAUGGAGAAGAUGUUAAAGACACCAACGAGGAAGACGGUGGCAGUGCUAAUGAAAAGGCAGAUGCUGUCCUAAACUUCCUGAAGUCAACACAAGAAAUUUACUUUUAUGAUGGUGUCUCCAAAGAUUCCGAUUCAACUGCCUUUGUGGAAACUACCGAAGAGCUAUUUAAACAUCUUGAAUCUCACAGCAUGUCUCCCUCAGAUGUGUUCAUUCUGGAUCACAUGAAAACACUGUUACUCUUGCAAGAUAUUGAAAGAUUGAAAAGUGCUCUGGAAAUGUUCCCAGAACAUUGCAUGAUGCCUCCUGACCAGGCCAGAGUAAUCUCAACUUUCUUUAAUUACUGGAUUACACAUAUUCUUCCUGAGAAAAACAGUGAAUAGAAUCAGUAUGUCUACUUAAGAAGAGAUGAAACUUAAGAAAAAAAUACAGAAGAGAAAUAUAAAAUGGGCUGAGAGUUAAAUUCCCUAUUUUUUCUUUGUAGCCCAAAUCAUGUGAACUUUGAAAACAUUUGUACCAUAUUAUUUAUUCAUGUGUUUGUACAUAGCAGGCAAGAUGUCAUCUGAGAUGCUGAAGAAUUGGAAUAAAACUUGAAAUUUUUCACUUAUUUGCAAUUGUAUAUGUCUUGAAUUACUACACAAAGUUUGUUUUUCUAAUUUCUGUAAAAUUUGAAAAUAGGCAUUGUUUAAAUUGAAUAAACUGUAUAGUUUAAGGUUAUUAUAUGUUUUUUAAUGUUUUAGAUCACCUAGUAUUUCAAAGUUUUAAGGCUGCUUUAUAAAAAUUAAAAUA
Messenger RNA from Choloepus didactylus (southern two-toed sloth), 1493 nucleotides. RefSeq names its product glutamate rich 1 (gene ERICH1). The coding region runs from base 35 to 1087 and encodes 350 amino acids. NCBI's taxonomy places the organism in Eukaryota, Metazoa, Chordata, Mammalia, Pilosa, Megalonychidae. The record is from RefSeq and is a predicted model, not a curated record. The transcript is spliced from 6 exons.